Messenger RNA from Monodelphis domestica (gray short-tailed opossum), 4659 nucleotides. RefSeq names its product solute carrier family 9 member D1 (gene SLC9D1). Gene Ontology annotation, molecular function: potassium:proton antiporter activity. Lineage: Eukaryota; Metazoa; Chordata; Mammalia; Didelphimorphia; Didelphidae. Gene Ontology annotation, cellular component: membrane. The record is from RefSeq and is a predicted model, not a curated record. Gene Ontology annotation, biological process: potassium ion transmembrane transport; proton transmembrane transport.
CACGUCCUCUCUGCUGAAGGGCUGCGGCUCUGCCCCGCCCCGCCCCUCCUGCCCUGCCCGGUUCGGCGCGGUCCAGGAGCCCAGACUACUGGCACCGGUGCUCCGCCGCGGGUGAGAAAGCAGGCCCCGCCCGAGGAGCCCAGCAUGUGUUUAAAAUGUGCAUUUUAAAUAACAUCCCUCUUUGGAUCACCUUGCUCUGCAAACUUGGAUCAUGAAAGUAAUGGGAAGAAUUUGUCCUUGGAUCUUGAUUUCAUUGUUUCAUUUGGUAGCAUAUGCUGCAGAACAUGAAGAUGUAGCAAAGCAUGCAAUAAAGUUGCAUCGUGGGAAAGGAGCAGCUAUUACUCAGAGAAAACAAUGGGUUCUAGACAAUUGUAGAAAACUAUCUGGUCUUCUUCGGCAAAAGAAUGUGGUCCUUAACAAACUAAAAAAUGCUAUAAGAGCAGUGGAAAAGAAUUCUGGACUAUCAGAUGAAGAGAAGCUCUUUCAAGUACACACAUUUGAAAUUUUCCAAAAGGAAUUGAAUGAAAGUGAAAAUUCAGUCUUUCAAGCUAUCCAUGGACUCCAAAGAGCCCUGCAAGGAGAUUACAAAGAUGUUGUGAACAUGAAAGAAAGCAGUAGACAGCGAUUGGAGGCUUUGAGGGAAGCUGCAAUUAAGGAAGAAACAGAAUAUGUUGAGCUUCUGGCAGCAGAAAAGCAUCAAGUUGAAGCCCUUAAAAAUAUGCAGCAUCAGAACAAAAGUCUGUCCAUGCUUGAUGAAAUUCUUGAAGAUGUAAGAAAGGCAGCAGAUCGUUUAGAAGAAGAAAUAGAGGAACAUGUUUUUGAUGACAACAAGUCAGUAAGAGGGGUCAAUUUUGAGGCAGUUUUGAGAGUAGAAGAGGAAGAAGCCAAUUCCAAGAGAAAUGUAUCAAAACAUGAAGUAGAAGAUAAUUUGGGCCUUAGUAUGCUAAUUGACUCUCAAAACAAUCAGUAUAUAUUAACUAAGCCCAGAGAUUCAACAAUUCCACGAGCUGAUCACCACUUUAUAAAGGAUAUUGUUACCAUAGGAAUGUUAUCUUUACCAUGUGGUUGGCUAUGUACAAUGAUAGGAUUGCCAACAAUGUUUGGUUACAUUAUUUGUGGUGUACUACUGGGACCCUCAGGAUUAAACAGUAUUAAGUCUAUUGUGCAAGUGGAGACAUUAGGAGAAUUUGGUGUGUUCUUUACUCUCUUUCUUGUUGGCUUGGAGUUUUCCCCAGAAAAGUUGAGAAAGGUAUGGAAGAUCUCCUUGCAAGGCUCAUGCUAUAUGACAUUCCUAAUGAUUACAUUUGGCUUAUUGUGGGGACACUUUUUACAAAUCAGACCCACACAAAGUGUUUUUAUUUCUACUUGUUUAUCCUUAUCAAGCACACCCUUGGUGUCCAGGUUCCUCGUUGGUAGUGCCCGAGGUGAUAAAGAAGGUGAUAUUGACUACAGCAGUGUGCUCCUUGGCAUGCUGGUAAUGCAAGAUGUACAGCUUGGAUUAUUCAUAGCUAUUAUGCCAACUCUCAUACAAGCAGGAGCUAAUACAUAUUCCAGCAUUCUCCUGGAAAUACUGAGAAUAUUGAUACUGAUUGGUCAAAUCCUCAUUUCUCUGGUUACUGUUUUUCUUGUGUGUCUUGUUAUAAAGACUUAUCUUAUAGGGCCAUAUUAUCGAAAGUUGCAUAUGGAGAGCAAAGGAAAUAAAGAAAUCCUUGUUUUAGGAAUAUCAGCCUUCAUCUUUCUAAUGUUAACGAUUACAGAGCUUCUUGAUGUUUCAAUGGAGUUGGGCUGCUUUUUGGCUGGAGCAUUGAUUUCUUCUCAAGGUCAUAUGGUUACUGAAGAGAUUAUGUCCUAUGUUGAACCUAUACGAGACUUUUUGGCCAUCAUUUUCUUUGCAUCUAUAGGUCUCCAUGUUUUCCCCACUUUUGUAAUAUAUGAACUCACUGUUUUGAUGUUCCUCACUCUGUCAGUGGUAAUCCUAAAGUUUGUUUUGGCAGUGCUUGUCUUAUCCCUUAUUCUGCCCAAGAGUGGUCAGUACAUCAAAUGGAUUGUCUCAGCUGGACUGGCACAAGUCAGUGAGUUUUCUUUUGUUCUGGGAAGCAGAGCACGGAGAGCAGGAAUCAUCUCAAGAGAGGUCUACCUCCUCAUAUUGAGUGUGACGACUUUGAGCCUUCUACUUGCCCCGGCAUUGUGGAAAGCUGCCAUCAUGAAGUGUUUGCCAAGACCGGAAAGGCGCUUAAGUACGUGAAGAGAGUCGUCUAGAAGGGUCGGACAAACCGGGUCUCUGCGGGAGUGUGACAGGCCUUCUUAUGGGCCCUACAAACGGUGUUCAAGUAUUCGAGUCCGGAUGUUUGCACAGCUUACUAAAUAGGCAUUGUCGUGUGGUAGGGGCUUCCAAAAUAACUCAUUUACACUCAAUUAUGCACAGUAGAAUGGCUUUGAAAAGAACGCAUCAUGCAGAUCGCCUCGACUAUUUUGCCUGGAUGUGCCUUUUUCUCAAGUUUAUUCCCAUCUUCUUUUGUUUAUUUAUUUACCUUUUGGGGGUAGAAAGCAAAAAUGGAAAGUUUCUUAUUUAAUGGUGCCUGUGGUACCUCGUCAAAACGACUAAAUUAUCUGUGCAACUUCUGGAUUUGUAAUCUGUAGGUCAGGCAUUUGUCAUUAAAACAAGUGGUGUGAAUUUCUCGUUCAUUCCGAGUUUGGCAGCUUAAUUUUAAUGUUUAAUGUGAUCAACAGUGUUUGUUCUCAUGUCUUACAGUGCCUGUUUGCUUUUGAUCAUCUCACCUUUGAAUACUCAUUUUAAUGUUACUUCAUUCUUUUGCUUUCGGCUGUCUGUUAACUACAUUCUUUAGUAAAUAGGAUCUUUGAUCAAGAUACAAUAUUCUUGAACAGGAGCUGAAGAUUUUUUGAAGUCUUGAUUUGGAGAUUCAAUUCUGAUGCUGAAUGACUCCUUACACACUCUUUUAUUAAACAAUUUGUUUAAAUAGUCACAUGUUAUUCCAUAAGAGAUCAGAUUAAAGCUUUGCUUUUUAGAAGAACCAAGUUCGAGCUAUCCUAUAAAAACAUUUUUUGGUACACUCUAUUUUAAGAAGUCACAUGUAAAAAGAAAUGAACUUAAAAACUUGACAAGCUAGGCAGUGAAACUCUUAUUAUGAGAAAAUAAUUUGCUUUACAAAAUGAUUUAUCACUUUUAAAUGGAAGCCGUCCUACUUAAAAGCCAUUAUCAGCUUGACAAAGAUAAUUGCAAGUGAAGUCUCAAGUGUACUGCAGAAAAAAUAUGUAAAUUUUGUUAGUAGCCGAUGCCAAUUCAGAUUAAUCAGUGCUAGAAAUGAAAACAUCUUGUGUUAUUAGCCAACAGGACAGACUCCAUUUAUAAGAAUUUUAUCAUUUCAUAGAGACAUGUAAGGGAGAGGUGUGUAUCUUUCAGAAAGUGAACUGUUUGUUACAAUAAACUUGACAAACAUUCCAGAUAUUACCCUAUUGUUUGGUACCAUUUCACCCUAUUCUUGUCUCUGAUAUAUUAAAGCAUCUUGUGAGUAAUGCAAAUGGGGCUAGAUGUGCCCAUUGGCAGUUAGGAAGCUAUUUUCUGGAAACCUGACCAGUUUCAUACCAGUUUGAAAUGAAUACUUAAAUGAGAAAUCCUGUAAAGAAUAUCAUGUUACCACAUGUCUACGCAAUACACUGGUCAGCUCUCCUGAAACUUUUUGAUAUGCAAAAAUACUGUAAGGGGAAGUCAAAGAAUGAAUCAGUAAUAUGAGCUAUUGUGCUAUAUGAGAAACCUAAGAUUUUAGCAGCCUUGCACAUAACUAGAACCAGUAAUAAUUUAUGGCUCACCAACUUUUAAUAAUUAUAUUUCUGAUUAUAGCUCUGCUUUAUUUUAUGCAAUAGCUACAUUUGUAAAAAGUUGUGUACAUUUUUUACUUUAGAGAAGUAAAAUAUUUUAAAUGCAUUAGGGUCUCUUGACUUUAAAAGAAAUUUUAUUUCUUUUGUAUAGUGAAGAAUUAUUCAAAGAGUGAAUAGCUAGUCCCGGUGUUUUUUGUAAAUCUAAAUUUGUAUAUAUUAAAUUUGCUCAUAAUUGGCCACCCUUUUCUUCCCCUCCCCAUAAGAAUUAGUCUAACCUACACCAUUUUUGCAGAAGUAAAAAGGUUGUUCAUUUUCUUAAAGUUGGCAUUUUCUCUGCAAAGUGGGAUUACAGAAUACACACACAGUUCUUUAAUAAUUUUACAGAGUUAAUUUUGUACAAAUUUGGAUCUGCUUUCUCAGCUUGUGAAAGCUACUUUAACAUAAGUGAAAAUGUGACGUCAGAACCUUCAUUUUUCUAACAUUUCUUUGUGCUAUUUUAUUUAAAAGGCAAAGCUUUGCAAUGAACUAUUUUUAAAUUUGUUCUAGAAUGAAUAUCCUAAAAGAACUUAGGUUUUACUCAGACUGACAAAUUUAGCUGGCUCUUUUUUAGACAGUUAAGAAUUCAAUUUUAAUAAUUAGUUAAAGCAAUUUAUUAAAAUUUUAGAAGCACUGUUAUUUGUCAUUAAAUAUCUUUGUGCAGAAGGAUAUGUAGAAAUAUAAGUUAUUUUCAUGUGAACUGUAGCAUUUCUUGUUAAAGAAAUCUAAAAUAUAAAUGCUCUCUGAGGCAAGGGUUGUUAAUAUAAUAAAUUUGUUUAAAGAAAA